This is a messenger RNA of Prosopis cineraria, 1617 nucleotides long. Its product is annotated as glutaredoxin-C11-like. The coding region runs from base 1042 to 1350 and encodes 102 amino acids. The transcript has 2 exons. The record is from RefSeq and is a predicted model, not a curated record. Lineage: Eukaryota; Viridiplantae; Streptophyta; Magnoliopsida; Fabales; Fabaceae.
CUCAAUACAAAAUCGAAAUCUCAAGUCUCAAGAUAUAUUCUGAGAUUGAUAGAUCAUCACAAAUAUAUGCGUGUCAGUUUCAGCGGAUUCUCUAAUCUUUGUUCAUGCUGUUUCACGUGACAGAGUUGACAUAUGAGAGAUAUCAUUGGCGGUGAAUCCGCAAACGUUAUAGAAGAUCGCUGUCUCUUAUUCUAGGGUCUCCGUGCAUUGUCAGAAGUGAUGGAAACGGGGAAACCUCUUAACUGUCUGAAAAUGGAUUCCUUCAAACUCAUGGAGAGCAGUCAGAUUUUCACCAUGAAUUGGUGCUCAGAAGGAGAGAGGAUGGGGAGCAUGUAACGUCGUCGAUCAGCUGUGAAAUGGGCGGAGCGCUGUUGGACGUUGUGUUGCUACCGGAAAAAAUCAGUGCUUUGCCGUUGGUGAUCAUAUGAUCCAAUUUGAUCCCAGUGCUGAAGAUAAACGACAGCGCAGCACUGGCUCUGUCCCACCAGCCUCUUGAAGCUCGCAUGAAUUGCUGCAAGAAUAAUGUGUUGAUGCUGCGAGCUAGGGCCGAAAGAGUUUUCAGCUGAUAACAAGUAACAACAAUGUCUUAUCCCACCACUGAUUGCUCUUGUACGGACAAACCUCCAAAGAGAUUUCAAUAAUUGUCGUUUACAGUGUGAUGAUAUAUAAAUUUAUAAUUAUGCAAAAAGCAAUUUGGUCAUGGCAGGGUCACCAUCGACCAAAUGAUCAGGUGGUAGCAUUCCCCUUAUCCAAACAAAUAUCUUAACCUACUUUCUCCCCCCCCCCCCCACAAUCCAAUUAACCAAAAUUAAUUUGUUUCCUCUGCUUUUCUACAAUUAUAUAAUGCAAAUCCGGUGAUCCACUAUCUUCAACCAACCACUAUAAAUACUGGAGAAGAAAUCUCAAAGUCCACCAUAGAGGAACCUGAGUGAUUGCAAUAUUCCCCCACACUCAUCAUCAUCUUCCCGCUCUAUUAUCAUAUUAUAGAUACUUCCCGAGCUCAUACACGAAAGCUGAUCAGAGAGAAGUCGCGGUAAGACAAUGGACAGAGUGAGAGAUUUGGCAUCGAACAAGGCUGCUGUGAUAUUCACCAAGAGCUCGUGUUGCAUGUGCCACAGCAUCAAGCAACUGUUCUAUGAGCUGGGAGCCAGCCCAGCAGUGCACGAGCUCGACACUGAUGCGUAUGGGAGAGAAAUGGAGAGGGCUCUGAGAGGCAUGGGCUGUAACCCUUCAGUUCCAGCAGUCUUCAUUGGAGGAAAAUUCGUGGGCUCGGCCAAAGAUAUCAUAUCCCUCCACGUCGACGGCUCUCUCAAACAGAUGCUUAUAAAUGCCAAGGCCAUAUGGUUUUAAUCAGCAGGCUUGGCUUCGACCUUUUCAUCUCAAAGAAGCUCCCUGUACUACGAUCACACGUGAUGCUACGUAGUGUAAGAGGAGUGGAGUUCUGAUGCAAGCAAUCUAGUCUCACUGUUUUUACAUAGGACACCCCUGCUUUUUCUUGUGUCCUGUUAAUUUUAGAGAAUGAAGAAGUGUUCAUAAAAAAUAGCCUUUUUUUGGUAUUUUCUGAAAAGGCUGACUUUAUAUAUACAUAUAUAACCACUACUGUUUAACAGUUAAUUA